Lichtheimia ornata is the source of this 1776-nucleotide messenger RNA. RefSeq lists its product as uncharacterized. The record is from RefSeq and is a predicted model, not a curated record. The coding region runs from base 1 to 1776 and encodes 591 amino acids. NCBI's taxonomy places the organism in Eukaryota, Fungi, Mucoromycota, Mucoromycetes, Mucorales, Lichtheimiaceae. Gene Ontology annotation, cellular component: cytoplasm. Gene Ontology annotation, biological process: regulation of GTPase activity; signal transduction. The transcript is spliced from 8 exons.
AUGCAAAGACGUCAAUCUCAACCCAACCCCAUUAUGACGACAGCUUUUUCUACCGAUUAUCCUCAUCACCAACGUCCAUUAAAAUCACCUACUCGUUCUAUUUCUUCCUCUUCAUCCACACCCUUGUCACUUCUCGCACUACCAUCCACAGAUGAAAAUCGUCGCCCUUCAACAGAAACAUCGUCACCAUCAUCACCAGCUGAACUUGAACGUGAAUUACAUCACAUGUCUACCCGAUUACAACAAGCAGAAUCAAGAAUUGAUAGGCUCAAGUCAGCCAACCGAAUGUCCAUAGUUGCUGAUACCCCGGAUCAAGUGUGCAAGCGUGCUAGUGAAAAUGCCAUAAAGGACCAAGUACAAGAUUUAUACAUGACAAAAACACGCCUUGAGCAAACGUGCAACGACCUGCGACAAGAACGUGAUAAGCUGAUGACAGAAAUUACAGCUCUUAUUGAUCAUCCUCCCAAUGACAAGAUAGAGGCCGAUGUGUGGGAAAAGAUGAUCUUGGGACCAUUUGAAACACAUUUGUCAUCGGUGCGUCAUGAUAUUGAGGAAGCACAAGCUGAAUAUGACCGAUUGGAUCAAGCACGUAAUGAAGUCAUGAGUGAUAUGGUGCUUCUCAAUACCAAAAACGCUGAAUUGAACGCACUCAACAAUGAUCUUUCACGGCGCAUGACCCAAAGAGAACGUGAAGCUGUGGCAUUCAUGGCAGGUACCAAUUUCUUGGAUACGGCGGGGAAGAAACAUUCGGAUGAAAUUGCAUCUGCAGAAGAAGAAACAACGUCAAGAUUGAGGAAACUCAAGAACAAACGCAUGAUGUUUUUUGGAAAGUCACCAUCCACAUCCACCUUAUCAUCCACAUCAUCGUCUCAUCAACGCAAGAGCAGCAACAGUUGUUUAUCCAUCAAUGGAGAUGAUCCACAGCCACAGCCACAACCACAACAGCAUCGGCUUGUACAAAGCAAGAAAUUCAUACGUCCAAUGAAAUGUGAAGGCUGUGGUGAAAAAAUAUGGCGAGCAUCUGAAUACAAAUGCCAAGGCAAGAAAGGUGUGCCUCCACCCUUACCACCCAAAGAGGAAAGAACAAUGUCCAUGGUUUUUGGAAACGACUUGGCUACACAAAUACAACUUGAACAUGGAAGCAUCCCUGUCAUUGUUCAAAAGUGCGUGGAAGCUGUGGAAGCACGAGGCAUGGAUUCCGAGGGCAUUUAUCGUCGUUCAGGAGGUGCAGGUCAAACGCGUGAGAUCCAACAACUUUUUGAUCAAGGCAAAGUGCCCGAUCUCACUGAUGAUGUAUCCAAAUGGAAUGACAUCUCAGCCAUAACAAGCGUGCUCAAGCUGUAUUUUCGAAAUCUCCCCGAUCCUCUCUUUACAUUUGCUUUGCAUGAUAGUUUCAUUCAAGCUAUUCUUAAUAAGGACCCUGAACAGCGUCUUGACAUUUUCCGUCGCCUCUUGCAUGAUACCCUUCCAUCUGAGAAUUACAAUACGCUCAAGUACUUGAUUCGACAUCUCGUAAGAGUUCAGGAACAGCAUCACGUUAAUUUGAUGAACACUCGCAACUUGGCGGUCGUAUUUGGACCCACAUUAUUGCGUAAUCCAGAUGAAAACAAGGACCUCUUGGAAAUGAAUCGAAAGAUUGAAAUCAUCGAUUACAUGAUAAGAAACGAGCAUGAGCUAUUCAACGACGAUAGACAUCAACAUCCAAUGGCCAGUGAAGCUUCCUUUAAUACCUAUACGACUACUGGUGAGACUGUUGUAAGCCCUGAUGCGUUGUAA